Molecule: messenger RNA, 1260 nt
Organism: Procambarus clarkii (red swamp crayfish)
Lineage: Eukaryota; Metazoa; Arthropoda; Malacostraca; Decapoda; Cambaridae
Source: RefSeq, a predicted model, not a curated record
AUGAGGGCGUGGUACCUGCUGGGGGCGCUGGGGGUGUUAAUAGCCCUCUGCGGCGCCCAGGUCCUGCCUAGCUUCGCGGGUAUAGCCGCCCUACUGCAGCCUUUCAUUCCGACCAAGCUAGCAUAUGGCGGGAACCUGAGCGGCACUCUGGCAGCCGUUGGUCUCGGGCUCUUUGAGGCUGGAGUCUUGGCCGGCUACAUCACCAACUACUCCCAGGUGACGCGUAGAGCCUAUGACCAAGAGAGGAAGAAGAAGAAGGAGGCCUUGGAGGAAAUUAAGAAGGAGCAGGAAGCCAAGACAAAGCAGGCAGAAAGUAAAAAAUCUCCCAUUGUUUAUGAGGCAGAUUACGAAGAUGCUGAUGCUCAGAUUCCCUCGCGACCAUCUUAUGGUAGCCCAUCGUCUCAAAACGUCUACCACAGCCCAACAUCUACAAAUAUUUACCACAGCUCAUCGCCUCAAAACGUUUAUCGCAGCCCAUCGCCUCAAAACGUUUAUCGCAGCCCAUCGCCUCAAUACGUUUAUCGCAGCCCAUCGUCUCAAUACGUUUAUCCCAAUCAGUUCACUCGUCGUCAGACCCGUUCAAACAAACAGGAACUGCAACAGGUGGAUGAGGUGCAGAGGUUGUUGAUGUCCGCCGCGACUCAGUUGGACACAGACGGCUGUGUCCUGAAGCUUCUGUGUCACCUAGACACCAAGGAACAGGAGGAACGCACUCUGCAGGAAGAUGUCCUCCUCAAUCUCUUUUACAACAGUCCGGAGAUGUUGUCCUCAUACAACACUGAACUGAGAGCCAGAGGGACCGGAUUGGACGAGACCAGAGGGACCGGAUUGAACCAGACCAGAGGGACCGGAUUGGACGAGACCAGAGGGACCGGAUUGAACCAGGCCAGGGGGACCGGAUUGAACCAGACCAGAGGGACCGGAUUAGACGAGACCAGAGGGACCGGAUUGAACCAGGCCAGAGGGACCGGAUUGAACCAGGCCAGGGGGACCGGAUUGAACCAGACCAGAGGAACCGGAUUGAACCAUGCCAGAGGGACCGGAUUGAACCAGGCCAGGGGGACCGGAUUGAACCAGACCAGAGGAACCGGAUUGAACCAUGCCAGAGGGACCGGAUUGAACCAGGCCAGAGGGACCGGAUUGAACCAGGCCAAGUGUGACCAGGUGUUCUCUAAGUGCCCAGUCCGGGCAGUGGAACUGGCCAGCCUCAUGGGCCAACUAUGGGGAUGUGAUCACUCUUCUUCUCGGUAACUGUCACAC